Molecule: messenger RNA, 1563 nt
Organism: Zea mays
Lineage: Eukaryota; Viridiplantae; Streptophyta; Magnoliopsida; Poales; Poaceae
Product: ATP synthase protein MI25-like
Exons: 1
Coding region: 898-1563 (221 amino acids)
Biological process (GO): proton motive force-driven ATP synthesis
Molecular function (GO): proton transmembrane transporter activity
Source: RefSeq, a predicted model, not a curated record
ACCAGCGUCUGCAAGUACACAAAGGAACUGCUGAGUUAUGUAAAAGCCGGUUUCAUCCCUUGGUCAUUAUGGGGCAGUGUCAUAGUCUACACUGAGAACAGUGAAUUUCAUCUCAGGAACGAGAUCUAUAGUGGCAAGGCGGUAACCGCACAGCAUAAAGAACUCCCUAAGAGCAUGGAGUGAAUAUCCUACUCAUCAUCCUUGAAUUAGUAGCCAGCCCAAGCAUUGCCGUGUACUUUGCAAUAUCCGAAUGUGGGUCCGUUCAGUUGGAACACGACUUCAAAGCCUUCUGACGAAGGUGGAGAUAAGAUUACCCGAAUGAUAUAACGCGGAUAAAUAAAAGGAAUGAAGUUGGGAUCAGAAAUUAGUUGCAUUGGUGGUGUGGGUAACCAAAGCUGGGUGCGCGUAAAGAUAUUGGUAAGGACAAUCUCAUGCGUGGCAUCUGAUGCAGUGAUAAGGAACUCAUUUGAGGUGAGGAGAUUUCCGAGUUGAUCCAACUGUCCUAUCUUUCAAUUCGCUUAUUGAAUUUGUGGGCAAGGACGCAUAUCUUCAGCUGAGGAAAUCUUCAGUGGGCUAAGAGAUCCAGGGUUAAUCCCUGAUGUGGUCACAUAUAGAAUAUGAAAAUAUCAGGAUGCUGCGGCGAUUCCGCUAGAGCUUUUGAGCUGCAUGAAGAAAUGUCAAGUUGCUCCUCAGAAAAUUAGUAGAAUAGUUUCAUUGGCCUUCGUCAAUGGGACAAACGCUCCAGUGUAUGCGUUACAGUUACUGGGAAGCUAGCAUUUUUGCUUGUCAUGGAAUCAAGUCUAUUUGUUCGAAUGUUCUUUUUUUGGAAAAACCAACCACAAAAAAAGUCUCCCUUUCUCUUGGAGCAGAGCUUCAUCAUAAAAGUGGAGAGUCACAAUGAGAUUUAGUGGAAUGGAUAUGAAGGGUAUAAAUAUGCUAUUUGCUGCUAUUCCAUCUAUUUGUGCAUCAAGUCCGAAGAAGAUCUCAAUCUAUAAUGAAGAAAUGAUAGUAGCUCGUUGUUUUAUAGGCUUUCUCAUAUUAAGUCGGAAGAGUUUAGGUAAGACUUUCAAAGAAACUCUCGACGGGAGAAUCGAGUCUAUUCAGGAAUCAUUGCAGCAAUUCUUCAAUCCUAACGAAGUCAUUCUGGAGGAAUCCAAUGAACAACAACGAUUACUUAAUCUACGGAUCAGCUUGCGAAUUUGCAGCACCGUAAAAGUAGUAGAAUCAUUACCAGCGGCACGCUGUGCGCCUAAGUGCGAAAAGACAGUGCAAGCUUUGUUAUGCCGAAACCUAAAUGUCAAGUCAGCAACACUUCUAAAUGCCACUUCUUCCCGUCGCAUCCGUCUUCAGGACGAUAUAGUCACAGGUUUUCACUUUUCAGUGAGUGAAAGAUUAGUAUCCGGGUCUACAACUUUGGUAGAAGCUUCUACCGUAGAACAAAUUCGAGAGGCCUUCUUAUUAGAACCCAGAGACCUAAUUCGAGAAGGCUUUAUAGUCCUCAGAAAGGUGAGGGUGGGGGGUAUCCCCGGGAAGAGAUCCUGUGGAGACGGGGUGGGCCUGUAG